Strongylus vulgaris is the source of this 1085-nucleotide messenger RNA. NCBI's taxonomy places the organism in Eukaryota, Metazoa, Nematoda, Chromadorea, Rhabditida, Strongylidae. The record is from the annotation of a GenBank genome assembly.
AUGACGGACGACCUGCAAACCCGUCGAAUUGAGCGAGUCACGCCAUCAUCCACUCUCACUGACCCCCAUAUAACUUUUGACGGCAUCCCACUUCGUGAUUACAACAUCAGAUGGCUGAGGAACGCUAUAGGUGUUGUUCAACAGGAACCUGUGAUUUUUGCAACAACAGUUGCAGAAAACGUCAGGAUGGGGGACUGUUCCUUGACAGACAAGGACGUAGAGGAAGCUUGCCGAAUGGCCGAUGCUCUCGAUUUCAUUAAGGAGCUUAGCCAAGUGAGUUUAUUACUUGAAAACUUUCAAGAAAACAAAGAAAUAAGCUUCCAGGGCUUUAAUACAAUUAUCGGUGAAGGCGCUGUACAACUGUCUGGAGGUCAGAAACAACGUAUUGCCAUCGCUCGUGUUCUGGUUCGAAAGCCAGCGAUUCUGAUUUUGGAUGAAGCUACUAGUGCUCUGGACUCAGAAAGCGAACAUGCGGUGCAGAAAGCACUUCAUAACGUUAGUUUCCCAAAAUAUAGAAAAUCACUGAAUGAACAUGCAUUUCUCGAUAAAGGACGUGUAGUCGAAAUUGGUAAAACACUCAUUACUUGUACUCUGCGUUGCGCGCUUGACAUGCUUGUUGAAGGAAGUCAUGAAGAAUUAAUGACAAAAGAGCAUGGAGUCUACCGCGGGAUGAGGAAAGCUCAGAAACUUGCCAGGGAGCAAGAAGAUACAACUUCGGAUGCUUUGAUUUAUUUGAAAGAAGAUACGGAUAAAAAGAAUAAAGCAUCAAAAGAGGAGACUGGGGCAAAUCUUCGACAUAGGAGAGAACCCGCUGUGAAAGCUCGACAAAUGCAGAUCAUCACACCGGAGGAACCUUGUUGGGAAAAUAGGAACGCACGCUACAAAAUGCUAGUAGAUAAAACUUCAAACGCUUCUCUCCGCGAUAUUCUGUUAUACGCGAAACCGGAACUUCCAAUGGCGUUUGUAGCCCUAAUUAUCACUUUAUUGCGUGGAUGCUCAUGGCCAAUAUUUUCUGUAAUAUAUGGAAAGCUAUUCAUGGUAAGCUUCGAUUGCCACAGGCUGCCGCAUUUAAGUUUGAGGUAAUU